Darwinula stevensoni is the source of this 3321-nucleotide messenger RNA. Lineage: Eukaryota; Metazoa; Arthropoda; Ostracoda; Podocopida; Darwinulidae. The record is from the annotation of a GenBank genome assembly.
AUGAGAAACAAAAAUCCACGCAAAGCCCUAAAUCCACGUGUAAAAGUGGUCGUGUAUGCCAAAAUGGCGUCGUCCACUGUGUCGGGAGGGCCCGGCUCGUAUCUCAAUAUUAAAUCGGUUUUAUUCAACCCGACUGGGUGGAGGAGUUUGAUCACGUUUACCGUGUUGGCCCUCGCAUGGUUGGCUGGCUUUUCCUCCCGUCUAUUCUCUGUCAUUCGCUUCGAGAGCAUCAUCCAUGAGUUCGAUCCAUGGUUCAACUAUCGCUCAACGGCUUAUAUGGUGAAGCAUGGCUUCUAUAACUUCUUGAACUGGUUCGAUGAUCGAGCAUGGUAUCCACUUGGUCGCAUCGUUGGGGGUACGGUGUAUCCUGGUCUCAUGAUCACCUCAGGAGCCAUCCAUCACAUCCUUCAUCUCCUCAACAUUCCCAUCCAUAUACAGGAGAUAUGUGUAUUCCUUGCUCCAAUUUUCAGUGGGAUGACUGCCAUAGCAACAUAUCUCCUGACAAAGGAGUUAUGGUCAAAUGGUGCAGGACUUUUUGCUGCAUCUUUCAUUGCCAUUGUGCCUGGAUACAUCAGUCGAUCAGUGGCUGGUAGCUAUGACAAUGAGGGCAUUGCCAUCUUUGCUCUCAUGUUCACCUACUAUCUGUGGGUUAAAUCUGUGAAGACUGGAACCACCUUCUGGGCUGCUAUGGCUGCUUUUUCCUAUAUGUACAUGGUGUCUGCUUGGGGAGGUUAUGUAUUCAUCAUCAACCUCGUCCCAUUACAUGUCUUUGUGCUUCUACUGAUGGGCCGAUUCUCGCUCAGAAUCUACACUGCUUAUACAGUUUUUUACAUUGUGGGACUCAUUAUGUCCAUGCAGAUCCCAUUUGUUGGGUUCCAGCCUGUUCGAACAUCUGAACACAUGGCUGCUGCUGGUGUUUUUGUGCUGUUGAAUGUGGUUGGUGGGCUGCGAUACAUUCAAGGCUUCAUGAGCAAGGCUGAAUUCCGCUACUUGGCCGUGUUUGGCUCUGCUAUUGCUGCUGGAGUUGUCUUCCUUGGUGUUGUAGUUCUCACAUAUGCUGGGUUUAUUGCACCCUGGAGUGGACGAUUCUACUCCCUGUGGGACACUGGAUAUGCAAAACUUCAUAUUCCUAUCAUUGCAUCAGUAUCAGAGCAUCAGCCAACCACAUGGUUUGCUUUCUUCUUUGAUCUUCACAUUCUCAUUGCUGUCUUUCCUGUUGGGGUCUGGUAUUGCAUCCGAUACAUCACAGACGAACGUGUCUUCAUUGUCCUGUAUGCAUUGACGGCCACCUAUUUUGCUGGAGUGAUGGUACGGCUGAUGUUGACUCUGACACCUGUGGUGUGUGUGCUCAGCGGUAUUGCAUUCUCGGAGCUGUUUUCUGUCUACAUGAAAGAUGAAGAUGGGAAGAAGCAUGGAGACGAAUCAAAUGGCGAUGCUGCAGAUCGUAAUAAUAAGAUGUAUGACAAGGCAGGGAAGGUGCCAAAGAUGAAACAUGAGGUGGCAAAGGAGGAUGCAGGCACAGCAGGAACUGGUCUAGGAAUGAACCUUCGAAGUAUUGUCGUUGUGGCCAUGCUCAUGAUGCUCUUGCUCUUUGCUGUCCAUUGCACCUGGGUCACCUCUCAUGCCUACUCUUCCCCUUCCAUCAUCAUCGCCACUUACUCUCAUGACGGGACAAGGCACAUCAUAGAUGAUUUUCGUGAAGCAUACUACUGGCUCUGGCAGAAUACACCGGAGGACUCCCGCAUCAUGAGUUGGUGGGAUUAUGGUUAUCAAAUAGCAGGAAUGGGGAACCGAACAACACUGGUGGACAACAACACGUGGAACAACACACACAUUGCUCUUGUUGGGAAGGCAAUGGCAUCAAACGAAUCUACUGCUUAUCCCAUCAUGCUGUCAUUGGGUGUGGAUUAUGUCUUGGUGAUCUUUGGAGGUGCCAUUGGCUACUCUGGAGAUGAUAUCAACAAGUUCCUCUGGAUGGUUCGCAUUGCUGAGGGGGAGUGGCCCACUGAAGUCAGGGAGAAGGACUACUUCACUGAACGUGGUGAGUACAAGGUGAACAAUGAGGCCACUGACAUCUUUCUCAACUGUAUGAUGUACAAGAUGUGUUACUACAAAUUUGCUGAUCAUGCUGUGAGCUUUGGAGCACCCCGAGGCUAUGAUCGACUGCGCAGCACAGUCAUUGGGAACAUGGACUUUGACCUGAAAUACUUGGAAGAGGCAUACACCACUGAAAACUGGAUUGUCCGCAUUUAUAAGGUGAAGAAGCCUGAGUCUUUCAUUCGUCAUCGAAUCCCUGCCACAAAACGAGUGGUGAAACCUCGCAACUUCCUCAAGAAAGGAAAGAAGGUAGGAGGAAAGGGCGUGAUCAAGAAUCGACCCUCCAUAACAAAGGGGAAGCGUCCACAAAAGCCCAUGCGGUAACCUCUGCCUUCCUGGCACACGCCUCAAAUGAGUUAUGAUUUGGUUUCAGUGAAAGGCACCUGUGUGGGGCAUCUUUUUCUUCUUUUUCUCAAGUUUGUUUCAACACGGGGUAAAUUAAACUAAUGACAUGGGACAUAAGGAAAAAAAAUGGUAUGCUCUGCAGUGAGAAAAGGUGACCAUGAGUCUCUUUCUCUCUCUAAAAAUGCCUGUGAUUGAAAGGGUUAUUUUCAAUUGUCCACAUGUCAGCAACCCCCACCCUGUGAUGUUUUUAUCUUGAAAAAUAUUGCAGUAUGUAUGUAGCAUGUACAGUUUGCAGAGUGUUUAUGAAUCAUUCCAGGACUUUGUAUUAUGUUUCUCACAGCAGUGAGCCUCUCUUAAGAUUCAAUGAUCAGUUAGAAUGACCUUGGGAAUUACUGUGGUACCUUGGCAUGCAAAUUGUGGGCAAAAUUUUUCAUUUUUGCUGGUGCCUCGCCCUUGAACUCAAACUGACUCACUUGGUCUCUGUGAUAGCUUGUGAAAGAGGAAAAAGUCAGCAUGACAAUCGGGCAAGUGGGUUUCUGCACACAUGAAUGAGAACAGCUGUGUGUUCCAUCUGUAGAACAUCAAACCCUGUCAAGUAUGGCAGGUUUUUAUUUUUAUUUUGCCCAAGGUAGGGGACUGGAUGCAUGACCCAGUGUAGAAAAAGAAGAAAGGAGUUCCAUGACCGAAUUCAUAAACCCGGUACCAUCUAUGUUUCCAGCACUCGAUAUAAAUCUCAAAGGAAAGCCACUUAAACUGGGAAAUUAUAUGUUAUUGUUUGCAUCUUUUCAAUGGAUAGAUGUCAUGCCUUCUUAUGUGUCCUGUUGCCAGCACUGUCACACUGUGGCUUUGUCAAUGAAGAGAAAUUUGUUUCAAAAAGUC